This is a messenger RNA of Aureobasidium namibiae CBS 147.97, 444 nucleotides long. RefSeq lists its product as uncharacterized. Gene Ontology annotation, biological process: regulation of DNA-templated transcription. Gene Ontology annotation, molecular function: zinc ion binding; DNA-binding transcription factor activity, RNA polymerase II-specific. The coding region runs from base 1 to 444 and encodes 147 amino acids. The record is from RefSeq and is a predicted model, not a curated record. NCBI's taxonomy places the organism in Eukaryota, Fungi, Ascomycota, Dothideomycetes, Dothideales, Saccotheciaceae. The transcript is spliced from 2 exons.
AUGCUCCAAAAUCCGGAACAAGAGACGCGUAAUGCUCGUUCUGAAGUACAAGCUCGAGAUGUCAUCACAAGCACAUGGAGCUCGCCGAUAUCAACACUCCACACAACGUCAAAUGUGGUGAAAACGUCAAAGACAGCUCGGAGGCAGAGCAAAGCCGCAUGUCUCGGAUGUCGCCAGCGAAAAUCAAAGUGCGACGGAGGUCGUUCGUCCUGUAAAGUCUGCACCGACAGAAAAGCCGCCUGCAACUACUCGGUCGAGCAAGGCAUGACACAACAGCAAGCCACCAAGGAACGACUAAAAUGUUUCAAAAAGGUGGUGGUUCUGUUGCGAGAAAGCUCGGAGAAGGAUUGUGAUGCUAUAGUGCGAAUAUUGAAGAGUAUGGAUAGUCUAGAGAGUGCUUGCAGUUUUAUACUCGAGCGGCCGGUGGUGUUGUCUGAUCGAUGA